This is a messenger RNA of Daldinia decipiens, 2018 nucleotides long. RefSeq names its product bacterial luciferase-like protein. The record is from RefSeq and is a predicted model, not a curated record. Lineage: Eukaryota; Fungi; Ascomycota; Sordariomycetes; Xylariales; Hypoxylaceae. Bases 282 to 1733 code for a protein of 483 amino acids. Gene Ontology annotation, molecular function: monooxygenase activity; oxidoreductase activity, acting on paired donors, with incorporation or reduction of molecular oxygen. The transcript is spliced from 4 exons.
GACCUACCACGUCUUCUGUAGGCGAAGCACGCAAUAGCCCCCGCGUCUUUGCACCUCCGCGAUAGGACGUCCGAGUAGCAAUCAUGGUUGCGGCUAGAAUUCUAAGCCACUUUUAUCGUCACAUCAAUAUUGGUCAAAUGCCGGAAUAGGAUAUCUGACGUAUGGCUCAUUUAUAAUGUUGUGAAUAUAAUCUAAAUUACGACCUUGUUCUCGUUCCUUUUCUGAAUACAAUAUCUAAAGAACAUUUCCUCAGAAUUUACAAUAGUUGAACCCAGUUGAAAAUGGCUUCUUCAGAGGGUAAGAAGCAGAUUCUGCUGAAUGCAUUUGAUAUGUCAACCAUUGGCCAUCUUUCACCGGGCCAAUGGAAAAAUCCCGCUGAUAAGUCAGCUACGAAACGCAAUCUUGACUAUUGGUUAGAGUUGGCAAAACUACUAGAUAGAGGAGGGUUUAAUGCCUUGUUCCUCGCAGAUACGUAUGGAGGCUACGACACCUACGAGGGAAGCCUCGACAAUUGUAUCAGAAGAGCCGCACAAUGGCCCGUGACGGAUCCAACCAUCCCAAUUGCAGCAAUGGCUGCCGUAACGAAGAAUCUCUCCUUCGCCAUUACUGCUUCAACCUCGUUUGAGCCCCCUUUUCUAUUAGCAAAGCGCUUUUCUACGUUAGACCACUUUACCGGGGGACGAUUUGGUUGGAAUAUCGUCACUUCCUGGAAAAAGGCGGCCUUCAAAGCUAUUGGCCUCGAUACCCCUAUUGACCAUGAUGAGCGGUAUCUCCAAGCUGACGAGUACUUGAAGGUACUCUACAAGCUCUGGGAGGGAUCGUGGGCAGACGAUGCAAUCUCCCCCGAUCCAGAAAACGACACGUAUGCGGACCCGGACAAGAUUCGCACGAUCAACCACAAAGGGAAGUACUUCACUCUAAACACAAAGCACAUCGUCGACCCGUCUCCGCAGAGAACCCCGUUUCUAUUCCAAGCCGGGACUUCUGCCGCCGGCUCCGAGUUCGCCGCGACGCACGCGGAAGCCAUCUUCGUCUCCUCGCACUCCGCGUCCGUCCUCCGGCCCAAGAUCGCCAAGAUCAGGGAACUAGCCGCUUCCAAGGGUCGGGAUCCGCGCUCGCUCAAGUUCUUCGCGACUUACACCCCCGUCGUCGCGCCCACCGACGAGGAGGCGCGCGCCAAGUACGAAGACCUGCUGCAAUACGGCUCGGUCGUCGGCGGCCUCGUCCUGGUCAGCGGCUGGACCGGAAUCGACCUGUCCAAGAUCCCGCUGGACCAGGAGAUCACCGCGGCAGACUCGCUGGAGGCCCACAAAGUGCGCAGUAUCUUGGACGCCUUCACUACUACGAGCAAAGACAUCCCGAAGUGGACGCCCCGCGUCAUAGCCCAGAAAGCGUCGAUAGGUGGUCUUGGCCCCGUAGGCAUCGGAUCUCCUCAAACCGUGGCGGACGACCUGGAGCGCUGGAUAGAAGAAGGGGACUUGGAUGGGUUCAACAUCGGUUACGUGACCACUCCUGGGUCGUUUGAGGAUGUAGUCGAUCUUUUGAUUCCGGAGCUAAGGCGACGUGGGAUUUAUCCCGAUCCCCUGCCCGAAGGAGAGACUCUGACUGCUCGGGAGAGGGUUUACGGGAAGGGUCAAAGGGGGCUUAGGGAGGACCAUGUCGGGUCUAAGUAUAAGUACGAGAGAUACCAAGAAGAGCCACCGUAUCAAGAGACAGAACCGGCUAAGGAAUGAGGUGACUGAGCAUGCUUGUCGUAUCUCUCUCAACUGAGCUAUUACGAUAUCUUGUAGUACGAAAUAAUAGUAUUUUCUAUUAGUUAAGAUGUAUCUAUCUAGGUUAACUUAGUGAUGUAGUAUAACCCACCCUAUUAAUUCUAGUUAGGUUAGGUACCCAAGGUUAGAGAUCUCCCACGGCGAGGUAAAAGCACGAUAAUUAUCCCCGUUUUUAACAAUCUGAUAUUGCCCCGGUGUGCUACUCCGCCAGACCGACCUAUACAAUUAGCCCAAGCCCAACAAGUC